UUUGGUUUGUUAUAUAUGAUAUAUGGUUGUUUAUAGCUUUUCCUGUUGAAUUAUUGAUUACAUUAAGAAGUGUUUAAUUUGGGCAGUUUAAAUGUGUACAUUAGUUCCACACAAAGCAUGUUGCAUAAACAUAUGUUAAGUAAACAUACAUAAUAGUUGUGUAGUAAUUUAAUUAAUUAUUGUAGAUCUGGGGGUGGUAUGGUGGUGCUGUCGGUAGCUCUGCUCUCAAAUUUCUGGGUUUCUUCUACAGUCCAAAGGUGCUGUUCUGGUGAGUGCCUCUCUCUCUGCGGCCUGUCCAGGGUGUAUCCUUCCUUCCGCCAGUUGAUUACCAGAGUUGGAUCCGGCUCCCCUGUGACCCAUAAUAGAUUAAGGAUUAAUAGGUGAAGCUACUGGAUGCUUAAAUAAAAAAAAAAACAAAGUUUAUUUCCACCUUUCCUCAAAUAAAGUUACAAUUAUCAAAAAAAACGCUGACCACGGUAAGAAAACGAUGUGCUUCCACAGCUGAUGGCUCCUAACAAACUUUCCCCAUGCACUGGCUAAUUCACUGCUUUUCCCCCAAAAUAGCAUUUCUCUUAAAGAGACAGUACUCAUUUAUAUUAUGACUGCAGUACCACAUUAUGAACUAACACAUAAAUAAGAAAAACGUAUUUACCUUGUUCAAACCUAAAUAUUACACAAACUGAAAAUGUCUCAAUCAAUAACAAAAAAAAUCUUAAACCAAGAGCAACAAAAAUUAAAUUACUGAUAAAUAGACAUAAAUAACAGCUUUGAUCAAUUUUAGUACUUGGCCCAUAAACACUGCAGCCCCUAAUUGUAUUCUAUCAAUAGAAAUAGUUAUCUUACAUAAAAUGAAACCCUGUGUAAACAUUAUUAUAGACUUAUAAUAUAAAGAAAAAGCUAAAAUUGUCUGGUGUCAGAGGUUACCAGGACUUGACACACCGUAGGAGUGCAGUCUCACUGCCUCAUUUUGCUUGAAGAAGACAAAUUUUAGUGAUGUCAAGCUCACUGGCACUGGUCUUGACUCGAACACUACGAACAAUUCAACCAUAAUGAUGAUUAAUUAAUUAAUUAAUGUAGAUUUGAUGCACACAUCUUAAUAAGUAUUUACUCUUACCAGGGUAGCAUACAUUAAAUUUUAUGGAUGGUUUAUGAGUAUGCUUCUUUACAUACAAGUGUAUUUCCAUUACAUACAAUAUUUACAAAUGUUCUUAGACGCCAUAUUAUCCAUGAUUAUCCUGCACUAAGGUAAGAUUUGUUUGUACUUUUUCAUGUGACUGCAAGCAUUUUCAUAAACUGCACUUGACUAAUGUGUGAUUUGAAUUGUAAACACAGGUGGUCAUUUUGCUGUAGGUUCAAAAGUGGAGUUAUGCAUUCCCCUAUUAGUGUACAUCAUUCACCUCAAAGUGUGGUGCUUAAUCCAUCUUUGUGAGCUUCUGUAACAUGUUCUAUAACAAGUUCUCAGGAAUCUCUUUUGCUCAAGGGUGACACAUUGCAAUAUGGUGGCACACUGCAUUUAUUUGUGAAUAAAUGUAAAAAAAAACCCUCAAAACUCAAAAUCUGUAACUUGAUUUUAAUGUGCAGUUGUGUGUGUGUGUGUUGCAAAGCUUUUGGAUGGGAUGUGUACCACCAGAUGGAGGUGUUAGUGAACAGCUUAUCACAGUGACUCAAAUCGUCAAGUUUAAUUAAUCAUUUGUAAGAAAGGUGGAGUAUAAACAACUGCUUUGCAUCCUAUUAGUUGAUGUUGAAUGAGGUGAUGGCAGAGACACGUUUCUUUAUGGAAUAAUGUGUUGGAAGUAACACACUUUUAGAUUGUGUGAUGCUGAGAAUAGAAUAACAGAAUAACCAAAAUGUUUCACAGCAUCCAUUGGAGUUUCUCUAUAUCAAUUAGUCUUAAAACGUUUCAGUCAGUUAAUGUGCCUCUCUCUCUUUUCAGCAUUUUUAUGGACAUAUUUUUUAUCUUCUGUCUCUCUCCAGUGUCAGAACAGCAGCGACUUAAACCGCCUCUUCUUGUUUUACUAGGAUCACUUGUUGGGUGCAACACAGCUCUUCAUUUUUUCACUCUUUUGUUUGUUCUCAGUGAUUUUGCUAACUCUUUGUCGGAGACAGACAGUUAUUCUUUUUAUUAUUUUACAGCACAGUGUUUGCUGUUUACCAUGAGAGUCAGUAUCACCUCCUGCCUUUGGCUGAACGUGUUCUACUACUGUCAGAUUGUUCCUGCUCGACAUCCUUUCCUCAUCAUGCUGAAAAGGAAUAUCAGACUGUUUGUCUAUUCUGCUUUAAUCAUUGAUAAAUUCUUCUUUUUGGAGGAGUUCAUUGUUUAUAUUGCAUCCUAUCUGAUACGUCUAUACAGAAAACCUGAGAUAUAUAAUUCUACAUAUACAAAUAUGGUAACUAAUGCUUUAAUAGUUGACAUAUGGCUAAGACUAGUUUAUUUCUUCUUCAGUGUAUGUAUGAUGUUGGCAUCAGGCUGUGCAACUAUUUCAUACCUGCGGAGACACAUGAGGAACAUGGAGAAGAGCAGCAGAUCUUCUGCACGUCUUCAGUCACAGUUGAGAGUGACCAUCACAGGCAUCAUACAGACUCUUCUUUAUUUGCUUUGCUCAGUCUGGCUAAUCCUUGAUGAUGUUGCUUUUUAUCUUACUACUGCAGACUUUGACCAAAAAGCUUACAUUUUUUACACUGUAAUUUCAUUAUAUUCUUUUGGAACAAACAUUAAUUUGGGUGUUGGCCAGACAGUUUUCCGGGAGCAGGCGAUUCUCAUUUGGCAAAAACUUUUUGGAAGCUUCCUGGAUUGAAUGAACCAAAUUCCAUGCCUUCCAUCUGCUACAUUUUUAUGUUUAAGUGGUGCUUUGCAUUAAUAGAAGUUUGUGUGCUUCUUUAUUUCAGCAUUUCUGCUAUUUUUAAUACUUCUUAUGUGUAAUUUUCAAUACUUUUCAAAUUAUUUUGAUACAUAUUUUAUUAUUGCAUGUUUUAUUUUCACUUACUUCUUUAUUCUUUGUGUUUUUGUUGUCUGUUGAAAUUUGUCUGUUUAUUACUAAUGUAUGAAAUAAUAAAGUAUGUUAGUAGAAGUAGUGUUACUGCAGUAUAAUAGAAAAUGUAUGGAUUGUGGAUUAUCCACCCUCCGCAUGAUGCAGGUGAAAAUGCCAUGUAGCUGGUGUUUUAUAACCUUUUCUCAUCAGUAAAACAUAUCUGCUGUAUCUUAUAUCCUGUGCGCUUUUUGUGCUGUUAGUAUACAUAAAUCUGGAAAGACUUGUUAUUAAUUUAGAUAUAUAUCGUACUUUGUUAGUUAGUGUAGUUUAGUUAAGGAUUAACAGAUUAUUUUGCAAAGGAUAACCCAGUAGUGUUAAAGACAUUAUUCCAAUGUAAUAUUUGAUUUUGCACAAAAUAAAGCAAA
Molecule: messenger RNA, 3394 nt
Organism: Astyanax mexicanus (Mexican tetra)
Lineage: Eukaryota; Metazoa; Chordata; Actinopteri; Characiformes; Acestrorhamphidae
Product: taste receptor type 2 member 1
Exons: 1
Coding region: 1848-2795 (315 amino acids)
Source: RefSeq, a predicted model, not a curated record